This is a messenger RNA of Colletotrichum destructivum, 1437 nucleotides long. RefSeq names its product Putative cytochrome b5-like heme/steroid binding domain, fatty acid desaturase type 1. Bases 1 to 1437 code for a protein of 478 amino acids. Gene Ontology annotation, molecular function: heme binding; iron ion binding; stearoyl-CoA 9-desaturase activity. The record is from RefSeq and is a predicted model, not a curated record. Gene Ontology annotation, cellular component: endoplasmic reticulum membrane. Gene Ontology annotation, biological process: unsaturated fatty acid biosynthetic process. The transcript is spliced from 3 exons. Lineage: Eukaryota; Fungi; Ascomycota; Sordariomycetes; Glomerellales; Glomerellaceae.
AUGUCGGCGACGACUUCGUCCUCCGCCGCGACGGCUAAGCAGGCCGACAACUUUCCCGAUGGCACAUCUGACUACGUCCCCGUUCGUGCCGCCAAACCCUUGGACCCCAAGAAGCCUCACAUUUCGACGCAGCCUGUCACUUUGGCCAACUGGCACAAGCACGUUAACUGGCUGAACACCACAUUCAUUCUGAUUGUCCCCCUUGUUGGGUUCAUCUGCUCCUAUUGGAUUCCCCUCACGUGGAAGACGGCUGUCUUCGCUGUUGUCUACUACUUCAACACUGGUCUCGGUAUCACUGCCGGCUACCAUCGUCUUUGGGCUCACCGUAGCUACAAGGCCAGUCUUCCUCUGAGAAUCUAUCUUGCCGCUGUUGGCGCCGGCGCCGUGGAGGGCUCGAUCCGAUGGUGGUCCCACGGCCACCGCGCUCACCAUCGAUACACCGAUACCGAUAAGGAUCCCUACUCCGUUCGCAAAGGCCUUCUCUACAGUCACAUUGGCUGGAUGGUCUUGAAGCAGGACCCCAAGCGUAUGGGCCGAACCGACAUCUCCGAUCUCAACGAGGAUCCCGUCGUCAUGUGGCAACACGUCCACUUCAUCAAGUGUGUUAUCGCCAUGGGUGUCAUCUUCCCCACUCUUGUCUGCGGUCUUGGAUGGGGUGACUGGCUCGGCGGCUAUGUCUACGGUGGCAUCCUCCGCAUCUUCGUCGUUCAGCAGGCCACCUUCUGCGUCAAUUCCUUGGCCCACUGGCUCGGCGACCAGCCCUUCGAUGACCGUAACUCACCCCGUGACCACGUCAUCACUGCCCUCGUCACGCUCGGUGAGGGAUACCACAACUUCCACCACGAGUUCCCCUCCGACUACCGCAACGCUAUUCAGUGGUGGCAGUACGACCCUACCAAGUGGUGCAUUUGGACCUGGAAGCAGCUUGGCCUCGCCACGGACCUCAAGCAGUUCCGUCAGAAUGAAAUCGAGAAGGGUCGUGUUCAACAGCUUCAGAAGAAGCUCGACCAGAAGCGUGCAAGACUUGACUGGGGCGUUCCCCUUGAGCAGCUUCCCGUCAUUGACUGGGAUGACUUUGUUUCUCAGGCUAAGGAUGGCAGGGGCCUUGUUGCCAUCGCCGGUGUUAUCCAUGACGUGACCGACUUCAUCAAGGAGCAUCCUGGUGGCAAGGCUCUCAUCUCAUCCGCUAUCGGCAAGGACGCCACUGCCAUAUUCAACGGUGGUGUUUACCUACACUCCAACGCCGCCCACAACCUUCUUUCUACCAUGCGCGUUGGUGUCCUCCGAGGUGGUUGCGAGGUUGAGAUUUGGAAGCGUGCCCAGUACGAGAACAAGGACAUGACAUAUGUCACCGAUUCAAGUGGCCAGCGUAUUGUCCGUGCUGGUGAUCAGCUUACCCGCGUGUCGAUGCCUGCCGCCAGCGCCGACGCCGCAUGA